UUUUUGCCUUAGUUAAACCAAAGGAUUCACCAUCGCUUCAAUGGCUGCCUCACAAACUUCACAAACUGUUGCGUCCCACGUUCCUUUCGCAGAUUUAUGUUCAACUUUGGAAAGAAUACAGAGAAGUAAAGGACGUGCAGAGAAAAUCAGACAUUUUAGUGAGUUUUUAGAUUCUUGGAGGAAAUUUCAUGAUGCCCUUCAUAAGAACCAAAAAGACGUCACAGACUCAUUUUAUCCUGCCAUGAGACUCAUCCUUCCUCAGCUCGAAAGAGAGAGAAUGGCCUAUGGCAUAAAAGAAACUAUGCUUGCCAAGCUUUAUAUAGAAUUACUCAACUUACCUAGAGAGGGGAAAGACGCGCUGAAGCUGUUGAACUACAGAGCGCCCACUGCAGCACACGGGGAUGCGGGGGACUUCGCCAUGACCGCGUACUUUGUGUUGAAGCCUAGAUGCUCCCAGAAGGGAAGCCUGAGUGUACAGCAGGUCAACGAGCUUCUGGACUCGGUUGCCAGCAGUAACUCUGUGAGAAGGAAAGACCUCAUCAAGAAGAGUCUUCUCCAGCUCAUAGUGCAGAGCUCAGCGCUGGAGCAGAAGUGGCUCAUCCGCAUGAUCGUCAAGGACUUAAAGCUCGGUGUCAGUCAGCAGACGAUACUGAACACUUUCCACAGCGAUGCUGUGGAGUUACAUAACGUCACCACUGACCUGGAGAAGGUCUGUAGGCAACUCCAUGAUCCUUCGGUAGGACUCAGUGAUAUCUCCAUCACUCUGUUCUCUGCCUUUAAACCAAUGUUAGCUGCUGUCGCCGAUGUUGAGCGCAUUGAGAAGGACAUGAAGCACCAGAGCUUCUACAUUGAAACCAAGCUGGAUGGCGAGCGCAUGCAAAUGCACAAGGAUGGGGACGUCUACCGGUACUUCUCCCGAAACGGCUAUAACUACACGGAGCAGUUUGGCUCCUCUCCACGGGAAGGUUCCCUCAGCCCCUUCAUCCACAGUGCCUUCAGAGCAGAUUCACAGACCUGUAUCCUCGAUGGUGAGAUGAUGGCCUAUAGUCCGCAUACGCAGACUUUCAUGCAAAAGGGGAAUAAGUUUGACAUUAAACGGAUGGUAGAAGAUUCUGAUCUGCAGACAUGUUACUGUGUGUUUGAUGUCUUGAUGGUUAAUAAUAAAAAGCUUGGACGGGAGACCUUGAGAAACAGGUAUGAGAUUCUUAGUAGUCUUUUUACACCGAUACCAGGUAGAAUAGAAAUUGUGCACAAAGCACUAGCUCAUACCAAGAAUGAAGUGAUUGAUGCAUUGAACGAAGCCAUAGAUAAGAGAGAAGAGGGAAUCAUGAUAAAGCAUCCGCUGUCCAUUUACAAGCCGGACAAAAGGGGUGAAGGAUGGCUGAAAAUUAAGCCCGAGUAUGUCAGCGGCCUGAUGGACGAGUUGGACAUCCUAAUAGUUGGGGGCUACUGGGGGAAAGGCUUACGUGGUGGAAUGAUGUCUCAUUUUCUGUGUGCAGUCGCAGAGAAGCCCCCUCCUGGGGAAAAGCCGUCUGUGUUUCAUACGCUCUGUCGUGUUGGCUCAGGAUACACCAUGAAAGAACUCUAUGAGCUGGGUUUGAAAUUGAACAAAUGCUGGAAGCCAUUCCAUAGGAAAGCUCCUCCAGGUAGUAUUUUAUGUGGAACAGAGAAGCCAGAAGUGUACAUUGAGCCUUGUAAUUCUGUGAUUGUCCAAGUUAAAGCAGCUGAGAUUGUCCCCAGCAGUAUGUAUAAAACUGGAUGCACCCUACGUUUUCCACGAAUUGAAAAGAUGAGAGAUGACAAAGAAUGGCAUGAGUGCAUGACUCUGGAUGACUUAGAGCAACUUCGCGGGAAAGCACUGGGGAAGCUCGCCACCAGGCACCUUUGUGUAGGCGCUGAUGACGAACCCCAAGAAAAAAAGCGGAAAUCGGCCCCCAAAAUAAAGAAAGUUAUUGGAAUUAUUGAACAUUUAAAAGCACCGAAUCUUUCUAAUGUAAACAAAGUCUCUAGCGUAUUUGAGGAUGUCGAGUUUUGUGUCAUGAGUGGAACAGACAGCCACCCGAAACCUGACCUGGAGAACAGAAUUGCAGAAUUGGGUGGUUGUAUAACACAGAACCCAGGCCCAGACACGUACUGUGUAAUUGCAGGGACUGAGAACAUCAGGGUGAAAAACAUUAUUGCUUCAAAUAAGCAUGAUGUUGUCAAGCCUGCGUGGCUCCUGGAGUGUUUCAGGACCAAAAGCUGUGUGCCUUGGCAGCCACGCUUCAUGAUCCACAUGUGUCCAUCAACUAAAGAACAUUUUGCCCGUGAGUAUGAUCGCUAUGGAGACAGUUAUUUUGUUGACACAGAUUUGAACCAGCUGAAGGAAGUAUUCUCAGGAAUGAAGAAUUCUCAAGAGCAGACUCCUGAAGAAAUGGCUUCUGUGAUUGCAGAGCUAGAAUGUCGCUAUUCCUGGGACCAGUCUCCUCUCAGUAUGUUUCGACACCAUACUGUUUAUUUGGACAUGUAUACUGUUAUUAAUGACCUGAGCACCAAAAUUGAGGCAACGAGAUUAGCUACGAAGGCCUUGGAGCUUCGAUUCCAUGGAGCCAGAGUGGUUUCUUGUUUAGCUGAGGGAGUGUCUCAUGUCAUCAUUGGGGAGGACCAAAGCCGAGUUCCAGAUUUUAAAGCUUUUAGAAGAACUCUUAAGAGGAAGUUUAAGAUACUGCAAGAAGGUUGGGUGACCGAUUCAGUGCAGAAGUCUGAAUUGCAAGAAGAAAAUCAGUAUUUGCUUUAAAGUUGGCCAUCACAGUGAGGAAAGCCUGUGUUCUGGUGAAGCUAAUAUGUCAGGUGGUAAUGAUAAAACACUAAACUUUGUAAGCAUAGAUUUUAAAAGACAAAAAGCAUUAUCAGGUGUAAGAAAAUAAUUCUAUGCCUUAAGAUUGAGAAGACAGUCAGCAUGAACAAAACAGUAGCAUAAUAUUUGGUGAUUAAAAACAAGAUGAAAUAAGUAUUUGAAGUAAUUGUAUAAUUAUUGUGUAGAAAUCUGAAAUUUUUAAUCAUUGAAAGUAUUAACUUCCUAAACAGUUUUUUGAAGUAAAAAAUUUGAUAGUAGUUAUUAUCCAGUGAAAACACUGUAAGAAAAAGUUACGAAACAUCAUAAUUGGAUCUGUAAAAAUAUGGGAUUCUCUUUUGUUUACUGAAGGCUGAAUUGUAUCUUUAGAAAAUGUAUGAACUUUUUAAAGCCUUCAGUCAAAUGUGUUAAAGCAUGUCAAUAGUGAUUUUUAGCUCAGGUCAAGUUUUAACUCUAAAUAAUUACAAGUGGAAAAAACACUUGGAACUUAAAAAAACCCCAAAUUUAUUUUUUUCUAAGAUAAGGUAUUUUAAUGUGAAUUUGUCCUUGAAUUAACUGUAUUCACAAAAAAUAAUUGUGCGAGAUAUAACUCAUUGAUCCGGUUUUACAAUGGCAUGCAUGUUGUAACUUUCAAAAAGGAAGGCAAAUUGUUUUAGCAUUUUAGGAUGACUUUAAAAUUAGUUUAUUUAAGUAAGAUGAUUGUAUAAUAGGCUGAAUUUUUAUGUCAAAUUUUAGAUUGUUACCUAAACAUUUGAAAAAUGUAUUUUCUUGACAGUAUUGAAAAGUAGGGAAUUUGGUGCUUAGAAACUAUGGCAUUGAGUUGAAAGAAAAAGUUUUAGUCAAAUAGUGGAACAAAUAUGUUUAAUUUUAUUAUGUUUCUUAAAUAAGAUGUUUAAUAUAUUCCUAACAUUUCUCGUAUUGAAUCAGGUUUCACUUUAAGAUCCUUUAUAUUUUACCUCAAUAAAUGAG
Ochotona curzoniae (black-lipped pika) is the source of this 3802-nucleotide messenger RNA. RefSeq names its product DNA ligase 4 (gene LIG4). Gene Ontology annotation, molecular function: ATP binding; DNA ligase (ATP) activity; DNA binding. Lineage: Eukaryota; Metazoa; Chordata; Mammalia; Lagomorpha; Ochotonidae. The transcript has a single exon. The record is from RefSeq and is a predicted model, not a curated record. Gene Ontology annotation, biological process: double-strand break repair via nonhomologous end joining; nucleotide-excision repair, DNA gap filling; DNA biosynthetic process. Gene Ontology annotation, cellular component: DNA-dependent protein kinase-DNA ligase 4 complex; DNA ligase IV complex. Bases 41 to 2776 code for a protein of 911 amino acids.